This is a messenger RNA of Rotaria socialis, 255 nucleotides long. The record is from the annotation of a GenBank genome assembly. NCBI's taxonomy places the organism in Eukaryota, Metazoa, Rotifera, Eurotatoria, Philodinida, Philodinidae.
AUGCAACUAGCACGUAUUCUUAUUCUGGUCGCUCUUUUGGCAACAGCAGUCAGCAAUGCUUUUCCAAGUCUGUGUGUGUCUUCACUUACCAAAGAUCCAUUGAAAGUUCUUGCUAAAUCAAAUAUUGCACGACGAGAUAACUUCGAUCCAUAUGGCCUCAACUCAAUAUUAAGUCGAUUUAGUAAACGUGAAAACUGGCGUGACAGUGAUGACAACAGCAAAUAUUCUUCUGAUGAAACAAAUUUUGCUUUAUAA